This is a messenger RNA of Tribolium castaneum (red flour beetle), 2988 nucleotides long. Its product is annotated as glutamate receptor 1. The transcript is spliced from 13 exons. Bases 60 to 2849 code for a protein of 929 amino acids. Gene Ontology annotation, molecular function: glutamate receptor activity; transmitter-gated monoatomic ion channel activity involved in regulation of postsynaptic membrane potential. NCBI's taxonomy places the organism in Eukaryota, Metazoa, Arthropoda, Insecta, Coleoptera, Tenebrionidae. The record is from RefSeq and is a predicted model, not a curated record. Gene Ontology annotation, cellular component: postsynaptic density membrane; plasma membrane. Gene Ontology annotation, biological process: monoatomic ion transport; synaptic transmission, glutamatergic; modulation of chemical synaptic transmission.
UUAUAUCGGGCGUCGCUUUGUUAGAUUUGGUCCAGCAUUAGUGAAGCUGGGCGAGCGCCAUGAGCGUCACCAACGUCAAAAAUAUUGUUUUGUUGACGUUUUUCACUAUUAGUGUAUCGGCCACUGGAGAUAAAAUUCCCUUAGGUGCAAUAUUCGAGCAAGGCACUGAUGAGGUUCAAACUGCAUUCAAGUUUGCAAUGUUAAACCACAACCAGAACGUCACGGCAAGACGUUUCGAACUACAAGCGUACGUCGACGUCAUAAAUACAGCAGACGCUUUCAAAUUAUCAAGACUUAUAUGUAACCAGUUCCAGAGAGGCGUUUACUCAAUGUUGGGAGCUGUUUCACCAGAUUCCUUCGACACGUUACAUUCCUACAGCAACACUUUCCAAAUGCCCUUUGUCACCCCAUGGUUCCCUGAAAAAGUCCUAGCCCCAUCAUCGGGUUUCCUGGAUUAUGCCAUUUCCAUGCGGCCUGAGUACCACCAGGCUAUUAUAGACACAGUCAGAUAUUAUGGCUGGCCUAAAAUUAUUUACCUUUAUGAUUCAAAUGACGGUCUCCUCAGAUUACAGCAAAUUUAUCAGGGUUUAGUGCCGGGAAGUGAGAGUUUUCAAGUGUCAACAGUUAGAAGAAUAAGCAAUGUUACGGAAGCUUUACAGUUCCUGAGAGGACUGGAGGAACAGUCGCGAUGGGAGCAUAAAUACGUAGUGCUCGAUUGUUCUGCAGAUAUGGCGAAAGAAAUUGUCGUUAGUCACGUUAGGGAUAUUGCGUUGGGAAAAAGGACCUAUCACUACUUACUGUCUGGUUUAGUGAUGGACGAUAGAUGGGAGAGUGAAGUAAUCGAAUACGGCGCAAUUAACAUAACUGGAUUUCGAAUAGUUGAUAGUUCCAGAAAGCACGUCAAAGACUUUCUGGAUAACUGGAAAAAGUUAGAUUCUACUGGAAGUCAAAAUACUGGCCGGGAAAGUAUCUCGGCUCAAGCUGCUCUUAUGUACGAUGCUGUUUUUGUCCUCGUUGAAGCUUUUAAUAAAUUAUUGAGAAAAAAACAAGACAUAUUUAGGAAUAAUAUGAGACGAGGACAAAUUUUUAAUAAUGGGAGCAAGGGUUUAGACUGUAAUGCGUCCGGAGGGUGGGUUAUACCAUGGGAGCAUGGCGAUAAAAUUUCGAGAUAUUUAAGAAAGGUAGAGAUUGAAGGAUUGACUGGAGAGAUCCGUUUUAGUGAAGACGGCCGACGACAAAAUUACACUCUUCAUGUUGUCGAAAUGACCAUAAACAGUGCUAUGGUCAAAGUAGCAGAAUGGAGCGACGAGACUGGUUUUACACCAGUUGCUGCUAAAUACAUUCGGCUAAAAAGUAACGCUCAAAUUGAGAGAAAUCGGACUUAUAUUGUUACAACUAUUGUAGAAGAGCCUUACAUAAUGUUACGCUCACCUGAACCUGGAGAGACUUUAAGUGGAAAUGAUCGUUUUGAGGGCUAUUGCAAGGAUUUGGCAGACUUGAUUGCCAAACAUUUGGGAAUUACGUACGAGCUCCGAGUGGUAAAAGACGGCAAUUACGGCUCAGAAAACCACGAAGUGAAAGGCAACUGGGACGGAAUGGUCGGAGAACUAGUUCGCAACGAAGCCGACAUUGCCAUCGCCCCCAUGACAAUAACCUCCGAACGCGAACGCGUGAUCGACUUCAGCAAACCGUUCAUGUCGCUCGGAAUCUCAAUAAUGAUCAAAAAACCAAUGAAGCAAAAACCGGGAGUUUUCAGUUUCCUGAACCCACUGUCAAAAGAAAUUUGGGUUUGCGUGAUUUUCAGUUACAUAGGAGUUAGUAUAGUCCUGUUUACGGUGUCGAGAUUUUCUCCGUAUGAAUGGAGACUCCUCCACCUAACUGGGGAACAUAGAGAUCCCUCAGGACAACACUCAACACACAAUUCCAUGGCUAAUGAUUUUACAAUGUUGAACUCGUUGUGGUUUUCGUUGGGUGCUUUUAUGCAACAAGGGUGCGAUAUUGCUCCCAGGUCUAUUUCGGGAAGGAUUGUGGGGGCGGUUUGGUGGUUUUUUACCCUUAUAUUAAUUUCGUCGUACACUGCCAACUUGGCAGCGUUUCUCACAGUUGAGAGGAUGGUGGCGCCGAUUAAUUCACCAGAGGAUUUGGCCUCCCAGACGGAGGUUGAGUAUGGGACACUGUACCAUGGGGCGACGUGGGACUUUUUCAAGAGGUCACAAAUAACCCUCUACUCAAAAAUGUGGGAAUACAUGAAUUCGCGGAAGCACGUUUUCGUCAAAUCGUACGAUGAAGGCAUUAGACGUGUUCGGACCUCAAAGGGCAAAUACGCCCUUUUGAUCGAAUCGCCCAAAAAUGACUACAUCAACGAGAGAGAACCUUGCGAUACGAUGAAAGUUGGACGAAAUUUGGAUGCUAAAGGGUUUGGAGUUGCUACACCUUUGGGCUCGCCUUUGAGAGACGCUAUUAAUCUAGCAGUACUGAACUUGAAAGAGAACGGCGAACUAACAAAACUAAUGAAUCGGUGGUGGUACGACAGAACUGAGUGCAUUCACGACAAACAGGACGCAGCUAGAAACGAGUUAUCUCUAAGUAACGUCGCUGGAAUUUUCUACAUACUGAUCGGAGGUCUUAUGAUAGCACUGGCUGUUGCUCUGAUCGAAUUUUGCUACAAAUCGCAUACAGAAGCCGUGAGAGCGAAAAUUCCGCUCAGUGAUGCCAUGAAGGCGAAAGCUCGUUUGACGAUUGGCGUCGGAAGGGAUAUUGAUAAUGGAAGGUACUACACUCCAGCCAACCAAAUCGCCGGUGCUAACGAACAGGAGCAAGCCCACAGCAACACUCACACUCAAGUGUGAAGCCCAAAAAUACCAAUUUGUAAGAGUUGACGUUUUCAUCGUUACCAUAUCUCAUCGCGUGCGUCACAUUAAUUGUAAUAUUUUUACUUAAACGUAGAUUGUGUCAAUUUAGACUGUGGCUAUUAAAUAUUACCUGUUU